AUGCGGGAUUACUGUGGCGAAUUGCGAACGGUCAAUUUGCUGGGAUGCUUUAUCGUCGAUGAAACAGUAGCCGAUCUGGCAGCUGGAUGUCUCCAGCUUGAAUACCUUUGUUUGUCCAGAUGCACACAGAUCACCGACAGAGCGCUUAUUUCACUUGCCAAUGGCUGCCACAGGUUAAAGGAUCUCGAAUUAGCCGGUUGUGCUCUUCUGACGGAUCAGGGUUUCGGUGCAUUAGCAAAAAAUUGCCAUGAAAUGGAAAGAUUGGAUCUUGAAGAUUGCUCGUUGUUAACAGAUGUUACACUGGAUAAUUUCAGCAAAGGGUGCCCGUGUCUUCUAAAUCUGGUGAGUUAA
Gongylonema pulchrum is the source of this 351-nucleotide messenger RNA. The record is from the annotation of a GenBank genome assembly. NCBI's taxonomy places the organism in Eukaryota, Metazoa, Nematoda, Chromadorea, Rhabditida, Gongylonematidae.